GUCCCGACACCGCGCACGACCCCAGGCGCACCUCCGGCUAGACGGCACGUGAUGCCCUCCGCCAGGCAGCGGCGGCGGAGUCGCCGGCGGCGCCGAAGACGACAGCUCGUGCUCUCCGCCACGGCGAUGACGCCCUCGGUACCGCUGCCGCCAUAGAAGAGUGCAUCGUCACCGCCGACUCUCGCGAGGAGGGAAAUUCAAAAGGCGCCCGGCUCUAGUGGCGACGAACGCCGGGGACCGGCGUGCCGCAACCGCCGAUCAUCAGGCCCACGAUGCGCAACAUCGGCAGCUGUUGCUGCGGCGGCGGCAACAACAGCUACUACUCGAAUCACGACAAGUGCGGCAGCGGUGCCGCGACGCCGACGAGUCGUCGUCAGCAGCUGACGGCCGCGUGAGAUGCCGUCAUCGGUUCCCGUGUUGGUCGCCUGCAUGGUGUGCGGCGCGCUACUGAGUCGCGCGGCAGCCACCGCUUUCGGGCAGCAGCAGAUCGUCGUGCUUCCUCACGAGGACAGGUGCCGUGCGUUCAAUGCCAGCACGCUGCGAUACGCCACGGAGACCCUGAUCUCCAACCACACGCAGCUGGCCGCUUACCUCUCCGAGUUCAACAUGACGCUGACGGUGCGCAACGCGACCGAUGUCUGCAGCACCGGCGGCCUGCUGCCCCUCAUCGAAGCGAUGGAGGACCCACGCGUCGCAGGCGUCGUCGGUGGCCUGGACGAAGAAGUGUGCGCGGCCGGCGAACUGCUGGCGCAGGUGCACCGGAAGCCCCUGGUCGUGUGGAACUGUCACGGCUACGCCGCAGGCGCUCUGCCGGCCGACAAGGCGUCGUCCGUGUACUUCGGCCGCGUGUCGUCCAAUGUGGCUCUGGCUGCCUUCGCCGUGGCCUCGUGUCUCAACGACCUCCGUGUCAAGUACGCGGUGUUGGUGGUGUGCGAAGAGCAGCCGUGGCUCGCUCUGGCCAACGAGCUGGAGGCCAAGCUGCGGCCGUCUGGUCUUGUCGUGCGCCGCGUCAUCGCGCUAUCGCCCAAUGCCAAACUGGAAGAAGUGGACGCCGCUCUACGGGUGAUCAAGGCGCCCGUCAAAGCCGUGCUGCUGUCCAUGGACCCGUGGGGCGUCCUGCUGAGCCGCGCACUCAAGGCGCUACACGCACAGGGAGCGGGCCGCGGUGCGGGCUCCCCACUGGCGCUGUUCCUGGUGAGCGCGCCGAGGGUCCUGCACCCGCGCGCGCUGCUCUCUCCCGCCCUGCUCGCGCUGGAUGCUGCGGCGCCGGAGCUGCUGCGCGCCCUGUUCGUGGUGACGUUCGUGUCGACCGACACGUCUUACGCCAAGCUGUGGAAGGACCGCCGCACGCAGCAACUCUACCGACAACUGGCGGCGCGCACUUCGGCCAGUGAAGUCUACGCGGCCUUUCGUUACUUCAAUGCCGUGUCGCUCCUCAUCACUGCCCUCUGGCGGUCGUCGAAGUCGAAACCGUCGAAUGGAGCUGCUGCUCUGCCCGCUGAGUCCUUCUUCAUCAACGGCACUUACCCCAGUCUGCCGACAUCGCCCAGUCGGGCUGACGCGCGGGGACAGGUCCAGAGUAAAGCCGUGCUGCUGGACUACAGCCCCGGGGCUCGGGGCUUCGUGUCCGUGCGCGAGACGGAGUUCCGCGACUCGGCCCAGCCGCUGCGCAGUGGAGCCUACCAGGUCUCGGAUCGCGGCUCUUCGCGGUCCUGGAUCGGGCGCGUCGACUGGCCGGGAGGCCGCAGGCUGGAGCCGGACCCCGAGUGCGUCCUCAAAGAGGUCAACUGUGGGGGAGCCUGGGCCAGUUUUCCCCUGACUAGCGGAGAAACUGUCGGCGUAACAGCGUCUCUGAUCGUGUGCCUAUCGGCUGCCUUGGGAGUCGCCGCUUUGGUCAGACGCAAGCUGGCUGUUAAACAAAUGCGCCGACGAAUCCUGCUCUCGCAACAAGAUAUCAGUCUCUCGCCUCCGGUAAAGAAGGCUUUCGACGGCUACUACUUCGAGCGUCCCGACAUACUCAGAGGCUCUCAUGAUUCCCUCCGGCAGGCGCAUACCAACAGCAGCGUUCAGAGUCUGCAUGCCAGCCUCGAUGACAGACCUAACUGUGCGAGGCUAAAGGCGAAGGGGGACACAGUUUAUCUUAAGUAUCUCAUAGUCCACAGCGCCUUCGAGAUAAAGACGAAAGCAAUGAAACAACUUCAGACCAUGUACGAGAUACGCCACGAGAACGUCAAUCCUUUCCUGGGUUGCCUGGCGGACCCGUCGCAGCCGGCGCUCGUGUGGGAGAUGUGCACUCGAGGUUCGCUCACCGACGUGCUGGCCAGCGAAGACAUCCGUCUCGACUGGACCUUCCGCCUGUCGCUCCUCAACGACCUUGUCAAGGGUAUGAGGUACCUGCACAACUCGCCAAUAAGACAACAUGGUCACCUGACUUCACGUAACUGUGUCAUCGACUCUCGCUGGGUGCUCAAGGUCACCGACUACGGCAUGCCCGCCUUCCAGGAUCUCCAGGCCAUCGCAACGCUAGUGAGAUCUGCCAAAGACCUCCUGUGGACGGCGCCCGAGCUGCUGCGCGGAGACUGCUCGCUUCUGCGCCGCGGUACUCAGGUCGGCGACGUGUACAGCUUCGCCAUCGUGAUGCAGGAGGUGUUGCUCAGGGGAGACCCCUACUGCAUGCUGCCCCUAACGGCCGAAGAAAUCAUAGAGAAGUUGAAGCACCCGCCGCCUCUCAUCAGGCCAUCCGUGUCUAAGCAAACAGCCCCACCCGAAGCUCUGCACAUCAUGCGUCAGUGCUGGGCCGAGUCUCCUGACAUGCGGCCUGACUUUGACGUCAUCGCGGACCGCUUCAAGUCUCUGUAUCACGGAAGGAAAGCAAACAUCGUCGAAACCAUGUUUCAAAUGCUGGAAAAGUACUCCAACAACCUCGAGGACCUCAUCAGAGAGCGAACAGUGCAGCUGGAUGAAGAGAAGAAAAAGACCGAGCAACUUCUCAACAGAAUGCUGCCGAGCUCCGUAGCAGAGACUCUCAAGGCCGGCCUGCCCGUGGUGCCAGAGAAGUUCGAGGAAGUGACCGUUUACUUCAGCGAUAUCGUCGGCUUCACGACAAUAUCAGCAUACAGCGAACCAAUGGAGAUCGUAGACUUUCUGAACGACCUCUACACGGCUUUCGAUUCGACUAUCAAUCACUACAACGUCUACAAGGUGGAGACCAUCGGUGACGCGUACAUGGUGGUGGGCGGCCUCCCCGAGCGCACCCGGGACCACGCCGAACAGGUGGCCACCAUGGCGCUGGACCUGCUGCACCACUGCGGCCGCUUUCGCAUCCGACACAUGCCCAACGUGCCUCUCAUGCUGCGCAUCGGACUGCACACAGGGGCUGUUGUCGCUGGAGUGGUGGGUCUUACCAUGCCGCGGUACUGCCUGUUCGGAGACACCGUCAACACAGCGUCCAGGAUGGAGUCGACGGGAAGAGCAUACAGGAUUCACAUCAGCAAGACAACGGAGAGGAAGCUGCGACAAGCUGGGAGUUACUCUGUCAGGUACAGAGGAGAGAUCGUGCUCAAGGGCCGCGGACGACAGCCGACGUAUUGGCUGAUAGGAAAGCAAGGCUUCAACAAGGCUCUGCCCGAGCCGCCUCAGGAUGACGACUGGAACAACCACGGAUUCAAGGACGAGGAGAUAUUCAAGGCACUGGGUCGCAAGAAAGCCGACGACAUCCUGGACGCACCGCCGUCGCCGCUGUCCCCCUGCGGCCACAAUGCGGUUGACGACAACGGCGGCAACGGCUCCGGAGGGCCCGGCGUCUCGGCGCCGUCAGCCGACAGGGAUGACGCCGUUCGCACGGGACGACCGUCGCUCGCGUCGGCGCAGGACUUCGGUCUGCCGGACAGCCUGAGCCCGUGCCUAAGUCCCGUCAGUCCUAGUUUAUCGUGGCAGGCAGCGCCGGACUCCUGGAACUGCAAGUCGAGAAAGCCCGCGUUGGACUCUUCCGGAGCAGCUGUCACGCUCGCCGCAGCAGCCGCCAGCGUGGGAGCAGGGCUCAAGAAAAGCCACAAGGUGGCCGCUAUGGAAUCCGAGCCGGCGGUCCAGCCGUCCUGGCCCGAGAACGACGUCGCCGCCAUUGACGACCCUGGCGGUGGUGUCUGUGGUGGUGUCGGUGGCAAAGACUCGUCCGACGAGCGGUCCUCGUGGCCUGCCACCAGAAAUUCGUCGCCCUCGCAGUCGUCGUGGCUGAGGCACAGCUGCAGCUCGUUGAGGCAGCUGUCGUCUCCGAGUGACACGGAACACGUCUAACGGUCUCCGGCGUGUUUCUCCACGGCCAGUGGGUUCUGCGUGUGCGCGUUAACCUCGUAGAAGUGGUGACGCCUUUGAUAUAUAUGUAUAUGACGUUUGAGCACUGCCGCUAGCAUUAUGCAGUGUUCUGGACCAUCGGCGCCCUCUCAGUUGUCUUAGGUGUGUGCGAGACACCGGGAACAUCCCUAGUCAGUGAACGAACGUUAUAAGAGGCCUACUCUUCUUUUUUUCUCUCUUUUCCGCAGUGCAUUGUGUAGGGCAUCUCUGGUUUCCCACAAAGUGGUUGGCUUGCUACCCGCUUCACUGGUUCAGUGCGUUCUGAGAGCUUAAAGAUGGCUCGGAAGUAUAAGAACCGCUUUAACGAACAAAAUUUUUCUUAAAGCGCAGCGACUGCUGUAAAAUACAGCUGUGUGUGACUCUCCUGCCCUUCCCGUGGAAGCACAGUGCGGGUGCGUGGACCUUUUGCUCGCGCACGCAUUUAUCUUGUAAAAAAGACGUUUAUUUCUCCACUCAACCUCUAUAACGAACAACUCAUUGUGUUAAUGCACACCAGUUCGUUGAAAUGAAUAUCGAGAGGGAGGAAUCGCUUCGCAUUCCAGCGGUAAUGUUAUCGUUUCUGUCAGCUGUGGCAGAGCGUAUUUCAGUCCUAACCAUCUUGGCACCAAGUUUUCGUGUUUGCAUCUAUCCUCUUGGUCAUCCUCUCAUUCCAUUUUUAGCGCGUAGAAUGAGUGUAGUGGGAGAAGACAUUACGUGGAUUAGGAGGUUAAGCGAUCUGCAUAUAGUGAGUGAUGUGCCCACGUGAAAAACAGUGAAAAACAAAACUGAGGAAUUGAAAAAGAAGCCUAAAAUAGAUAGAAAACAAGGAGCUGUUAGACAUCUAAAAAAAAAAGCAUGACUUUUGUUGAUAAUUUAUACAUAAAUCCACAAUUAUUUUUCUUUUGCUCCUUAUUUUAGGGGAUUGUAUCAGCUAAGAGUAUAUCGAUAAAUAGGUUCAUAAGGUUGUGCAUUAACUAGUACAAUGAGCAAGUAAGAGAAGUGAAUGUUCCAGAAAAGAAAUUAAGAAUGACAGCAGAACUCAGUCAAUGAGCAAAAAUUAUUAAUGUCUACUAAAAAAACCUCGCGCACCAUGUCGAUGGAUUGAAAUGUAGCUGUGUUAUGUUACGUUUUAGGGGCAACUACAACCUUUAUGACUGGUGGAACGAAAUCAAGAAAUGGCUCUAAUCUGGGCCUUGUAUGCGCAAAGAUUAACCAUAUAUUCUCGAACAUACAGCAAAAUUUGUGGCGUCACACAGUGUUGUCAUCAGUAGUACGGUUUAAUAGCGAAAUUCAAAAAUGCCAUUUUUACCUUUCUUUUGUGCCCGGAGAAGGUCGUUGCGAUAUUUCCAAUUGCGCAACCUGCCUGCCCAGUCUUGUUUGGAGUUUGCCCAUUCAACCUCACUAUAAUGAGAUUUGAUACUUCAACGUGGUGGGCAAGCCGCUCCCACCAGACCAUGUCCCGCAUGAAGUGGCCACAGUGCAUUAUUGUGCUCCGAGACAGCAAGUGUAAUUAGAAAAGAGAAAACUACUUUUACCAGUCCAACUCAGUCGCUUAGACGUCCUCUUGUGGUCUAAUUUCUUAUUGUAAGAAAACUGCAUUGAGGAAGCCAAUUAAGGUACCAAAAUGAUGAAUCCAUGUCCAGGAAUUUUGAACAUCGCUCCUUCGGCCACCUGUUAAACUUCACCAGGAUGCACCAGCAUAACUUGGAGGAAAACUUCUUUUUUAAUCAGCCGAAUUUAAACGAUUAUCAGUUUGCAACGUCGCAGGGUACUUUUCUAAUAAAAGACGCGUUUCAUAACUUCCCUGCUGUGUUACAGCAGCGUUUCGGUCUGGAUUAAAACACUGCUCUAACGCAGCAGGGAAAUUACGACCAAAUGCCGUAAAUGCGUAUGUUAUUAGAAGGGAGCACCUUCUCGAGGUUCCUAAUUGAAAGUUGCUGAAAUUCGGCCGAUCUUUUGAAGUACAUAUUUUUUUAAUGCUCUACAAUAAGUUUCGUUGGUACAUUGCGGUGAAGUUCGGCAGAUGACUAAAGGGGCAAUUUCCGAAAUUCCUGGGUGUGCUUAGCGUGGCAGUGCAUCCAGAUGCGGAUCGCUCGGUGCGCGAGUAACCGUGAAUCAUAAAUGUUUUGCAUUCUCUCCUUCAGAUUGCGCCUAUUAACACAAGUUCCCAAGACUAAUGAAAGGAACGUAGGCAUUCAAUGAUACAAUCAUCUUUAGUGGUAACUUUGGUGAUACAGGCUUAUUCAAACAACGCGAAGCAAAAGGUAAAAAAGAGGACGCCGAAGAUGGAGGCUUGAAUGUAUCGACAGGGGUUAAACGAAGGUUGUCUUUGAAACCAAACUUUUCUACGUGGAAGCUUGUCUUCGUCAAAUCAACGACUGCUUUCGUCACGCUGUCAACUACACGAACAGCACAGAGAGGUCACGUGAAUGUAAAGUUUUAAAUGCACAGCAACUAGUGGAGUACAGACCUUUGGGAUAGUUGGUCUGAUACAGUCAUUGAGUCCAUAGCGCUUAGGUGACAUGGUCCUUGUCGUUCUUGGCCUCUUUACCGAAGUGCUAUGGUCCCAAUACCAGUGACCCUUUGCAAGAAAUUUAGCAAUUCACUGACUGCUGUCCAUGGAAUCCGUGAUCCACGGACUCUCUUCAUUAGCGAUGUGCCAUUAUGUUGAGAAGUUUUGAGAGUGUUUUGAAUUUUCGUUACCUUUUUAAUCUAUCUUGUUUUUCCUCUCUAUGAUUUUCGUAUAUCUGGCCCUAUCUGUGGCCAAAUUUGUCAUAUUUCACAUUCAUUAAGGAACUGACUAUAGUGAGGGGACCUUUCACUAUAGCCAUAAUUCUAUCCUUGACUCUGCUGUGCUUGUUCCUUUGCCCUAUGCUUCACUGCCACUCCUGACGUGGAGGGCUCCUGCCAAUGAGAGCGAAGCGACCCGUUGCGUAGCCCAGGAG
Dermacentor andersoni is the source of this 7274-nucleotide messenger RNA. Its product is annotated as retinal guanylyl cyclase 1. Gene Ontology annotation, cellular component: plasma membrane. The record is from RefSeq and is a predicted model, not a curated record. Gene Ontology annotation, biological process: intracellular signal transduction; receptor guanylyl cyclase signaling pathway; protein phosphorylation. Gene Ontology annotation, molecular function: protein kinase activity; guanylate cyclase activity; adenylate cyclase activity. Lineage: Eukaryota; Metazoa; Arthropoda; Arachnida; Ixodida; Ixodidae.